AUGUUUAAUACAAUGGAGCUUUUCUUCACCGUGUUAAUGAUUCUGAAUGUGGUUACUCCCGGAUUGGGUAUCACACCAACUUUCAAUGUGUUACAAUAUGGAGCAGUUGGAGAUGGAAAAACCAACGAUUCCCCAGCCUUUCAGAAGGCAUGGCAUGAUGUCUGCCAGAGCAAGUCACAUAUGUCUCGCCUCAUCAUACCAGCAACCAAGACAUUCUUACUGAAGCCUGUUACCUUCACUGGUCCAUGCAAAUCUAACUAUACCUACAUUCAGCUUUCAGGGAACAUUGUUGCACCUAAAACAAAAUCAGAAUAUGCUGGGUUCCACACAAAUACAUGGCUUGGCUUCUCAUCUGUCAAUGGAUUAAUUGUCAGUGGAAGAGGGACAAUUGAUGCUCAAGGAUCUGCCUGGUGGCAACAACCUUGCUUAGGAAAUUCAUCACCAGGGACAAAGUGCCGUCCACCAUCAGCAUUAACACUCAAUAGAUGCUAUCGCUUUCAAUUCAAAGGAUAUACAAGUGUUAAUCCCGCAAGAAGCCACAUGACUCUAACAAGUUGCAAGAAUGGCAUCAUUUCUAACCUCCGUUUAAUUGCUCCUGGAACAAGCCCUAAUACCGAUGGCAUUGACAUUUCUGGCUCAAGAAGCAUUCAAAUACUUAAUUCUACCAUUGCAACAGGUGAUGAUUGCAUUGCUAUUAGUGGUGGAUCCUCCUUGAUCAAAAUAAGUGGUAUAACAUGUGGUCCAGGCCAUGGUAUCAGCAUUGGAUCAUUGGGAAUAAGUGGAGAGAACGACAUUGUAGAAGACGUGCAUGUUGAGAAUUGCACUUUGACUGAAACAUUAACUGGAGUAAGGAUUAAGACAGUGCAGGGUGGAUCUGGAUUUGCUAGGAGGAUCUCGUUUGAAAAGAUUAGGUUUGUUCGAGCCAAUAGCCCCAUAAUCAUUGACCAGUUUUAUUGCCCUGACAAAGUGGACUGCCAAAACAAGACUCAAGGGGUGAAGGUGAGUGAUGUAACUUACAGAGGAAUAGUUGGAACAUCAUUGACGAGCGAGGUGAUCAAUUUGAGCUGCGACCAAAAUGUGGGCUGCUCCAACAUUGUGUUUGAUCGUGUUUAUAUAUCAUCUUUAGUUGCUGGCCAGAAGGCUUUCUCCUUCUGCAAUAAUGCUCACGGAACAGCCACCCACACUAAACCAGCUCUCAAGUGCUUGCUCAAGUAG
Messenger RNA from Gastrolobium bilobum, 1215 nucleotides. RefSeq names its product probable polygalacturonase At1g80170. The coding region runs from base 1 to 1215 and encodes 404 amino acids. NCBI's taxonomy places the organism in Eukaryota, Viridiplantae, Streptophyta, Magnoliopsida, Fabales, Fabaceae. Gene Ontology annotation, molecular function: polygalacturonase activity. The record is from RefSeq and is a predicted model, not a curated record. Gene Ontology annotation, biological process: carbohydrate metabolic process. The transcript is spliced from 10 exons.